CACAUCUAAACCUGUGAUGAUGUUUUCGCGCCCGAUUUCUUCGUGCGGGCGGCUCCCUCUAUCUGGACUGGGCUUUCGCCUGUCCAAUUCUACGAAUUCGAAAUGUUUCGAGUCAGGGAAGCGAUUCUUCACGCGCAAUUCAUGCUUACGACAGAAUGCCGAAGCGCCUUUCAAAACGCCCCAAUCGCAAAAGCGGAAUACUUCGACGCUGUACUAUACCGCUAGCAUGGUUCUCGGGACGGUUGCCCUGGCUUAUGGUUCCGUUCCUCUAUACAAGAUGAUCUGCCAACAAACCGGCUGGAACGGCCAACCAGUACUUACACACCGUGGAGGAGACAAUGAUACAUCGUCCCGAGUUGUCCCGGUCACAGACUCUCGCCGCCUCAGAAUCACAUUCAACGGAUCAGUCUCGGAUGUCUUGCCUUGGAAGUUUACGCCGCAACAACGUGAAGUUCGUGUUUUGCCUGGAGAAACAGCACUGGCAUUCUUCACCGCAACGAAUCAGGGCCCGACGGAUAUCAUCGGAGUAGCAACAUACAGUGUGACUCCUGGACAGGUCGCUCCAUACUUUAGCAAAAUCCAAUGUUUCUGCUUCGAUGAGCAGAAGCUGAACGCAGGCGAAUCGGUUGAUAUGCCCGUGUUCUUUUUCAUCGACCCGGAUUUCGCCAAGGACCCCACGAUGAAGGGUAUUGACACUAUCACACUCUCAUACACCUUUUUCAUUGACAGACUGCGACCACGCUCGCUCGAUACUCUCACAUACCACCCCGAGCUUUCUGCGCGGUUGAAAUCAUUGGCGCAAAGCGGCGACUUCCCUCACCUGCUUAUGUACGGACCAUCCGGCGCUGGCAAGAAAACACGCACAAUCGCGACGCUGAAAGAACUGUACGGCUCCGGAGUCGAGAAGAUCAAGAUCGACGCCAGAGUUUUCCAAACGACAAGCAACCGGAAGCUCGAGUUCAACAUCGUCUCCUCUGUAUACCACCUGGAAAUUACGCCGUCGGAUGUUGGAAACUACGACCGUGUCGUCGUGCAGGAACUGCUGAAGGAGAUUGCACAGACCCAGCAGGUCGAUCUCUCGGCGAAGCAACGCUUCAAGGUGGUUGUUAUCAAUGAGGCCGACCACUUGACUCGUGAUGCUCAGGCGGCACUGAGACGGACGAUGGAGAAAUACAGCCCGAAUCUGAGGCUGAUUCUGUUGGCGAACAGCACGUCGAAUAUCAUUGCUCCUAUCCGGUCUCGGACCCUGCUGGUCAGGGUUGCUGCACCGACCGAACAGGAUAUUUGCUCGGUUCUGAGAUCUGCGGGUAAAACGCAAGGCUGGCCUGAGGCCGAUGGACUCAAUCAGAGGAUAGCGAAUGAGAGUGGGCGCAACCUCCGACGUGCGCUUCUUAUGUUCGAAGCCAUUUACGCGCAGAAUGAAAAAGUUACAGACAACACGCCAAUCCCGCCCCCAGAUUGGGAGGCGCUUAUCUCAUUGACCGCAGAUGAGAUUCUGGCAGAGCGCUCACCGGCUCAACUAUUGAAAGUCCGUUCACGGCUAUAUGACCUCCUGACCCAUUGCAUACCGCCCACGACCAUAAUCAAGACCCUCACUUUCAGGCUGAUCGCCAAGGUCGACGACGCUCUAAAACCCGACGUGAUCAUGUGGUCGGCAUUUUACGAGCACAGAAUAACCCAAGGCAGCAAAGUGAUCUUCCACCUUGAAGCAUUCGUUGCUAAAUUCAUGCGCAUCUACGAAAGUUAUUUGAUGGGCAUGGAUUUUUAGACCAUGAAGCUAAUAGUACUCGAUGAUUAAUGACUUCAACUGUACACUACCCAUCAGCAGAUCGGGGACAUCGAGCCUGGACAAAAAGGCGGGCUCUUUGUAACUCUGCACCAGACCUGAUCUCUUGAUUUAGUGCUCUUAUCUCUCCCACAAGUAGACCUGUAUUUGUCUAUGCAUAUUGUAUCAAGCUCAAAUGAAAAAAAAAAAAUUC
This is a messenger RNA of Aspergillus heteromorphus CBS 117.55, 1979 nucleotides long. RefSeq lists its product as uncharacterized. The coding region runs from base 17 to 1768 and encodes 583 amino acids. The transcript has 9 exons. Gene Ontology annotation, cellular component: mitochondrial inner membrane. Gene Ontology annotation, biological process: DNA replication. NCBI's taxonomy places the organism in Eukaryota, Fungi, Ascomycota, Eurotiomycetes, Eurotiales, Aspergillaceae. The record is from RefSeq and is a predicted model, not a curated record. Gene Ontology annotation, molecular function: ATP hydrolysis activity; DNA binding; copper ion binding.